Molecule: messenger RNA, 3099 nt
Organism: Clonostachys solani
Lineage: Eukaryota; Fungi; Ascomycota; Sordariomycetes; Hypocreales; Bionectriaceae
Source: the annotation of a GenBank genome assembly
GCGUGUACGAUUGGCUUCCGACUUCCCUUUGCGAUCACAACCGCCAUCAUGGACGAGUUGCGCUUCCGAUCGCAGCACUCUCCUCGUAACGAGAACCCCGUUGCCUCCUUUGUUUCUCCUACUCGCAAUGGGUCCCGAGCCCUCCAGCAACAGGGCCAGCCGGCUUCCCUCGAUACGCGAUCCGUCCUUCCUCGACGCUUCACUACCGAUUCGAGCCGUGUACCAACAUUGUCUUCUAUGUCUAUAACCUCCCCGCAACGCGGACCCGACCAUGCCCAAGAUUAUAACCUUGAGCAGAAAAAGGCGGAAUACGAGAGAAUCGUCAACCAGAGACGACGCUUCGAGCUAGAGAUGCAAAUUCUGGACCAAAGAUCCCGCCGUGAAGCAGCUGAGUUGGCCCAGCUAGAGGAAGAGGUGGUUAGAGUCACUGGUCAUCAAUCCGAACCGACGACGCCUCCCGAGCAUUAUUCCGGCUUUCCAUCCGCCUUAUCACGACCGAGCCGUUACUCUAUGUCGAGCAUCACCUCCCCUCCGGGUUUCCAAAGCCGAUCAGCCAGAUCUGGAUCUCAGCUCACUUCUCCGCCCGCCGGGAUGAUUGGAGGAUCUCGCUAUGGCUGGGAUGACCAUUUGCCAUCUCGCUCAGUCCCGAUAACCCGCCGAAACAGUGAUGAUGAAGAAAGGGAUGAGGCUGUUCGUCAAGAUCCCACUAGCCAUCGAUCGACCCAUGCUAUCAACCGGUAUUCGAUGCCGGUGACAAGAUCUCGAAAUGGCCUCUACGAGCCAGGACUUGACGCCACUAACACUGCACGGUUCUUGUUCGGGGACGAGGAUGCUGGUGCUGCUCAGCACGCGAAUGCCAUCGACCAGGGAUUUCCGACGCUGGUCCGUCGUGAUGAUCAGAUUCUAUCUGCAUCCUCGGCUGCCCUCGACCUUGCCUUGUCAUCGUCACCCGCCCCUGAAGGGUCUGUUUCGCACCACUGGAGCAGUCACAUUAACCGACAUCGAACCCAACAGAGCCUCUCUUCAAUCAACGGAAACUCGUCUGGUCUGAGCGAGAGCAACACUCCGAGUAAUCGACCUACAUCUCUACGCCAGUCUCUUGAUCUGAAAUACAUUUCAGAGAACGCAUCCGAAGCUCCCAGCCCUGGCGCUGUGACCCCAGGUAACCACGCCAUGACGACUCCUCCCAAGAUGCAGAGCCCAUUUUCUCCCAGCGACGGGCCUUCUGUUAAGAACAUGGCUGGCUCCUCUAUCCAAGGUGGAAAUGCCAAUAAUCAUGCUCAGCAACAUUUCCACAACCACAAUGCCAGCAUGGGCCGCAUCCCCACGGGCAUCGCACCCACUCGCGGACACAGCCGAGAGCUGUCUGCUGAGAGCAACUCUGCAACCGCCCGGGACUCAACUCACCAGUACCAGUCGCUCCAGUCUGCCCUCCAGGCAAGUGCUGCUCCCUUUGGCCCUAGCACCACCACUACUGCUCAGCAGCCAUCUGUUCCCGUCACCGCUCCUCCCAACAUGAACAUGAUGAAUGGCUUCAACGGGUACUACCCUCCAAACGGAUUUGUUCCUGCGAAUGGUGUCAAUGGCCCUCCUGCCAACUACCAGAUGAACAUGCUCACUGCUGGUAUGCAGCAGAUGAAUGUGAACGCGGUCGCUGGCGGCAACAUGUAUCCUAAUGGCAACUUUGGUGCCGCCGGUGGUUAUGGUGCAGUGCCCUUCAACCAGGCUUCGCAGCCGCCUCGUGACAGUCAGGCACGUGUGAUCCAGCACCGCCGACAGCUUGAUAAUGAAGUUAUGUCCCGCUACCAGAAUAUGCCCCUCGAAUCUUUCCGCGGCCAAAUUUAUGACUUGUGCAAGGAUCAGCAUGGUUGCCGUUACUUCCAAAAGAAACUCGAAGAACGCAACCCUGAACAGGUUCACAUGAUUUGGCUCGAGACGAACAUGCAUGUCAUUGAACUCAUGACAGACCCCUUUGGUAAUUAUUUGUGCCAGAAGCUUCUUGAAUUUUGCAAUGAUGACGAGCGGACUGUUUUGAUCAAAAACGCCUCUCAAGACAUGGUUCGUAUUGCACUUAACCAGCAUGGAACCCGGGCUCUGCAGAAGAUGAUUGAGCACGUCAAUCUUCCUCAACAUGUACAGCUCAUCAUUGAAGCACUCCGCUUCCGCGUUGUCGAGCUUAUCCAAGAUCUCAAUGGCAACCACGUCAUUCAAAAGUGCCUCAACAAGCUCAGUUCCGCUGAUGCCCAGUUCAUUUUUGAUGCUGUUGGCAACAACUGUGUCGAAGUCGGAACUCACCGCCAUGGUUGCUGCGUUCUUCAGCGCUGCAUUGACCACGCUUCGGGUGACCAGAAGCUCUGGCUGAUUCAGAGAAUCACAGAGCACUCUCGCAUUCUGGUCCAGGAUCCCUUCGGAAACUACGUUGUCCAGUACAUCAUCGACCUCAACGAACCAACCUUCACAGAGCCUGUUGUUGCCAUGUUUCAGGGUUGCAUUAGUGCUCUGUCACGCCACAAGUUUAGUUCCAAUGUAAUCGAGAAGUGCUUGCGAUGUGCCCAGACUCCUUCCAAGGACAUGAUUGUCGAGGAGAUGUUGUCUCCCCAAGAGAUGGAGAGACUUCUUCGGGACUCGUUUGCCAACUAUGUGGUUCAGACAGCUCUGGAGUAUUCUACUCCUCACCAGAAGCAUCGCUUGGUCGAGGCCAUCCGGCCGAUUCUCCCUCAGAUUCGAUCUACCCCCUACGGUCGUCGUAUCCAAGCCAAGAUUUCUGCCUACGACAACCGGGGCAGCGCUGCCUCUAGCGGGCAGGCGACUCCAGCAGACAAUACUCAAGGUCAGAUCCCUCUCCGGGCUAGCCAUCCACGAACCCUAUCUGGAAGCAGUUCCAUGCUGCAAGGCAACGGACCCGCGAACGGCGCAGCAAAUGGGUUUGGACAGAGUGCGUCCUCAACUAUUGCAAACACAGCACCUGUCUCUGCACCCUCUACUCAAGGAGGUCCUGUGCAGCCACCACAAGCUGCUCCUCUUAUGUCUGCCCCGUUCAAUGGGGCUCAAGCCCCAGCAAACAGCCCUCCUGAGGGUGCUGAGGCUCACUGGGUGUAA